This is a messenger RNA of Diachasmimorpha longicaudata, 6356 nucleotides long. RefSeq names its product rho-associated protein kinase 1. The transcript is spliced from 11 exons. Lineage: Eukaryota; Metazoa; Arthropoda; Insecta; Hymenoptera; Braconidae. Gene Ontology annotation, molecular function: Rho-dependent protein serine/threonine kinase activity; small GTPase binding; ATP binding. The coding region runs from base 659 to 4813 and encodes 1384 amino acids. Gene Ontology annotation, cellular component: cytoplasm; cytoskeleton. Gene Ontology annotation, biological process: actomyosin structure organization; peptidyl-threonine phosphorylation; embryonic morphogenesis. The record is from RefSeq and is a predicted model, not a curated record.
UGACUCACGUAGUGAAUAAUCCCGAAUGGCGCAUGCACGGCUCAGCUGGUAUGUGAUGAAGGCGAGAUAUCAUCGAGUGUAAUAAUGUAUUAUUACUAUGCUUCUAACGUAUUAACCAAGUGCUGGACGCUGUAUUGUUGUUAGCGGAAGGGCACCCCUGGUAGCACCUGCCAUGAGACCCACCUAAAUUGCCUCGCUGUCAGCCCCUCAAUGAUCUGUCAUGAAACUAUUAUUUUGUGCCAAAUAUCUCCGAAAUAUGUCAAUCGUCAUUCGCUAGUGGGUGUUCUGUCGUUGGAUGAAUUUUAACAAAGUGCUGUGGGUCAUUGUUUUGUACUGGUGGGUGCCCAAGUAUGCAAACAAUCUGCUCGUACAUGUCUAAAAAAACAACUUUAUCACUGGCAUAAUUUACAAAAAUAAAUCAUGGACCUUGAUGACACACAGUGAUUUUAAAAUGUGCAGUACUUGAUUGAAUGAUUAAUAGUGAGAGACUGGGCAUUUGGGACCACAUUUAUUUGUGAUUCAACAACUGAUUUCGAUUAAAUGUACCACAAACGGAGGUGGACACACGAAAACAGCUGGGACUGCGCCGUGUCAUUGCUACUGAUUUUUUGAAGAAUUUUUCAAAGUGAUUUGGAGUUUAUUUAAUUCCGAGGGGAGCAUGGAUUUUAUCGGGGAUGAAGACAGGCGGAGACGCCUCAGAGCACUCGAGGAGAGGAUCAAGGAUCCCAGGAGUGUGUCCAAUAUCGAUUGUCUGCUUGAUACUGUUCAGGCACUGGUUGCUGAUUGUGAGCAUCCCAGUGUGAAGAGGAUGAAGAAUAUUGAGGCUUAUAUGAACAGAUAUGACUCAGUGGCUCAGGAAAUCUGCAAAAUGCGAAUGCGGACAGACGACUUCACCCUCAUCAAAGUGAUCGGGCGAGGUGCCUUCGGUGAGGUGCAGCUAGUCAGGCACAACUCCACCCAGAAGGUCUACGCAAUGAAACUUCUCAGUAAAUUCGAGAUGAUAAAACGAUCGGAUUCAGCUUUUUUCUGGGAGGAACGAGACAUUAUGGCACACGCUAACUCCCAGUGGAUUGUGCAGCUCCACUUCGCAUUUCAGGAUCAGAAGUACCUCUACAUGGUGAUGGACUACAUGCCAGGUGGUGAUCUGGUGAAUCUCAUGUCGAAUUACGAUGUUCCGGAAAAAUGGGCGAAGUUUUACUGCGCCGAGGUUGUGCUAGCCCUGGACGCCAUUCACUUGAUGGGAUUUGUUCACAGAGACGUUAAACCUGAUAACAUGUUACUGGAUAAAUACGGACACCUGAAACUUGCGGACUUUGGCACCUGCAUGAGGAUGGAUACUGACGGGUUAGUGAGAUCUGAUACUGCGGUGGGAACUCCUGACUACAUCUCUCCAGAGGUGCUCCAGUCUCAAGGAGGUGAAGGUGUCUACGGUAGAGAGUGUGACUGGUGGUCAGUGGGUGUUUUCCUCUACGAAAUGCUGGUGGGUGACACUCCAUUCUACGCCGAUUCCCUCGUGGGCACAUACUCCAAAAUAAUGGAUCAUCGUAAUUCCCUCCACUUCCCCCAGGAGGUGGACAUAUCGCACUCAGCAAAAAGCCUGAUCUGUGGAUUUUUAACCGACCGGACAAAUCGUCUGGGGAGAAACGGUGUCGAGGAGAUUAAAACUCAUCCGUUCUUCAAAAACGAUCAGUGGACAUUCGAUAAUCUUCGGGAUUGUGUUCCUCCAGUGGUUCCUGAACUGUCAGGAGACGAUGACACGAGUAAUUUCGAUGACGUUGACAAGGAGGACACCCCUGAGGAGAGUUUUCCAGUGCCAAAAGCCUUUUCUGGUAAUCACCUGCCCUUCAUAGGCUUCACUUACUCCGGUGAUCAUCAAUUACUGAUCAAUAAAACUGGAAAAGAGGCGGUGGAUGGCAUCAGUGGAAUUAUGGACAAUCACAUCAACAAUGGAGGAGUCACAAUAGCUAGUGAUGAUCACAAGAUAUCGCAACUGGAGAGUCUCCUGGAGCGUGAGAGACGUCAGGUGGAGACUCUGGAGGCGCGUCAUCAUGUUUUAUCGAGUCAGAUGGAGGCGAUCACCAGGAGGGAGAGUGAAUUGAGGGGUGAGGCUGCUAAAGCUGAUAAGGAACUGACUAUUCUCAGACAUAAGUACAAGGAGGUGCAGCGGCGAGUGGAGCACGAGAUCGAGGCGAGACGAAAGGCCGAAAAUCUUCUGGCUGAUUUGAAGAAGAAAUUCGAUGAGGAGCAGAGUAGGAGACAAAGAGAUGCGUCAAACUCUCAUCUGACUUCGGAGAGGGUUUUGACACUGGAAAAACAGAUCAAGGAGAUGCAGAGUAAACUUGAGAGGGAGACAGAGUCGGCCAGCAGAAUGAGAAAACAAGCGACUGAGGUGACUGUUGCUAAACAAACUGCCAAACAAAUGGCUAAUGAAUUGCAAGCAGCUAGAGCACAACUCCAGGCACAGACUGACUCGUUACAGCAGGAAGUGGCUAGUCUUCAGGGACAGUUGUCCAAGGAGCGGAGUUCAAGGACACAAGAGGCUAAUUUAACUGCUGAGUUGAAGUCCAGACUCGCCUCGUUGUAUGCGGAACUCGAGGGGGCCAGGGAAAAGGAUGAGAAGGUCAUGUUGGAUAAUAGAUUGCUGAAUGAGAAGGUGUCGGCGUUGGAGAAGGAAGCGGCUAGCUUGACCUUGGAGCUGAAGGCGGCACAGGCGAGGUAUAAUCAGGAAGUUGCGGCACAUCAGGAGACGGAGAGGUCCAGGAUGCUGUCGAAGGAGGAGGCGAAUAUGGAAGCUGUCAAAGGAGGAUUGAACAAAACCAUAAAAGCUCUACAAGUCAAAUUAAACGAAGAGAAGAGCGGACGACAGAGGGCUGAGCUCCUGGCCCAGGAAAAGGAACGUCAGACGUCGAUGCUGUCGGUGGACUAUCGACAGAUUCAGCAGAGACUCCAGAAACUCGAGGGUGAACAUCGCCAGGAAGUGGAGAAAGUCAAGGGGCUUCAAGGUCAGGUCGAACAGGAGCAGCAGAAGAGGGAUAUCCUUCAGGCGGAGUUGGGACAACAGACUUCAGAGGCUGGAAGACUUCGUGCACGUGAACAACAGCUUCUGGGGGAGGUUAAUCAACUCCGGGAAGCCAAGAGACAAAUUGAUGAGGAGCUUAAUAGUCUCAAAACACAGCGAAAUGUCGAUUUACUACAGACGAAGGAGCUGCAGGAGCAGUUGGAGGCUGAGGCCUACUUUUCGACACUAUACAAAACACAGACUCAAGAACUCCGCGAGGAGCUAGAUGAAAAGACUCGUCUUCAGCAAGAACUCGAGGAGGAAAGAAGUUCCCUAGUCCACCAGUUGCAGUUGUCCCUAGCUCGAGGUGACAGUGAGGCAUUAGCCAGGUCGAUAGCUGAGGAGACAGUUGCUGAUCUCGAAAAAGAACGAACAAUGAAAGAAUUGGAGUACAAAGAUGGCCUCGUAAAGCAUCACCACGAGUUGACAGCCAAAGAGCAACUGUUGACUAAAGUCAAGGAAAGUGAAUCAGAGCUGAAGAAGUCGGUUGAUCAAUAUCUCAAGGACAAGGACGAUGUCAACAAGAAGCUGAAGGACUUCGAGGAGUUGUUGACAAAGUCUCAGGAGGAGAUUGACAAGCUCAACGCUCGAUUGAAGACAGAACAGCUUUUGAAGCAGGAGGCAAUCAGUAAAUUAACGCAGGUUGUCAGCAGGAAGGACUUCUCGGCGACGGGGAAGGCCAAGAACAAAGCGUCGUCAGCUGAUCUCAGGAAGAAGGAGAAGGAUUGUAGGAAAUUGCAGCAGGAGCUGACACAGGAGCGUGAAAAAUAUGGACAGUUGGCAGCUAAAUGGCAGAAGGAUUUGCAGGAUCUUCAGGCGCAGCUGGUGGAGGAGAACUCCUCGAAAUUGAGACUGCAAAUGGAGUUGGACUCCAAGGAUUCGGAGAUUGAGACGUUGCAAAUGAAGAUAUCGUCGAUGAACUCGGAGACUGCCAGUGUAUCAUCCAUUGAGAACGAUGGAGAUGACUCACUACUGCCUGAUCAUGGUGCCAUGAGACUUGAAGGCUGGUUAAAUGUCCCUAAUAAGCAGAACAUCAAGAGACACGGGUGGAAGAAACAAUAUGUCGUUGUGUCAUCCAAGAAGAUCAUAUUCUACAACAGUGAGCAUGAGAAGAUGAACGCUGAUCCUGUGUUGAUACUGGAUUUGAGUAAAGUUUUUCAUGUGAGGUCAGUCACUCAGGGGGAUGUUAUUAGAGCAGACGCCAAAGAUAUUCCUAGGAUAUUUCAGUUGCUGUAUGCGGGCGAGGGUGAAGCCAGACGUCCUGGGGACGAGAGCAAUCCACUGCCAGGGGCUGAACUACCUCAAUUGACUGACAAACCAGGGACACAGUCGGUCAAGGGACACGAGUUCAUUUCUAUUUCCUAUCACAUGCCAACAACUUGCGAAGUUUGUUCGAAGCAAUUAUGGCACAUGUUCCGCCCACCACCUGCUCUUGAAUGUCGAAGAUGUCACAUAAAAGUCCACAAAGAGCACCUCGACAAGAAGGAAGAUGCGAUAGCACCCUGCAAACUCCACUACGACCCCAACAGUGCUCGUGAACUGCUGUUACUCGCUGGAAAUCCUGACGAUCAGAAAUAUUGGGUCGCCCGGUUGUCUCGGCGUAUACAAAAAUGCGGAUACAAGGCCAAUUCCCACGUUGAUGGUACAGGACAACGCGUGUCGCCAAGGGAAUCAACAAGAUCAACGUUAAAACCUUACCUCUCUGUUCAACAGAGAUCAGCAACAUUACCAGCAAAUGCGAGUAUGGGAAAAUGACCUUAAAACCCACUUGUGAUCAGUAUGAAGAUCUUAAUGAAGAUCGUCUUCGUUCAGUGCUAAUUAAUCGAAUUAUGAGAGAGGAAAUACUAAUGGAAUCUCAAUCGCCAAAGGUACACAGACUAAACGGUAAUACGAGUUGUGCUGGAGCUUCGGGGGAUGAUAAAUUAUUUUGGACUCCAGGAAAGUUGGAUAAUUUGUGUACAUCGAAUUCAUUUAACAUUUGCCAUUAAAUCUCGAGUUAUUGCCAAUCUCGAGGAGAAAAAAAAAACAAAUAACAAAUAACUUGAUUAUUAUUUACUUUUUUCAUUUCUAAGUUACGUGACAACUUCGUCGUUUUCUACUAAUGAUUCAGCUGUUUUUUUUUUUAUUAUUAUUAUUAACUUGAAAAGGUGAUGGACAAGUUGUGAGGACUCGUCAGGACCCGAUGUGUUUAUGAAUAAUAAUAAUGAGUAUAUUUUUUGAUUAAUAGAAUCCUUGAAAUUUCAAAUCGUAUAGUAUUAUUAUUUUUAUAUGUAAAAAAAUGUGGAGACGUAGAAUUAACGUCGUGGUGUGAUCUAUUUUAAAUGAAUCGUAAUUACGAUUAUGAUCAUUUAUGUUUUCCCCCCCUUUUUAUUGAAUAAUUAUAGCCAAAUUCAAUCUAAUGGAACAGGAUCUCGAUUCAUAGUUUUUUUUUUUAUUGUACAAAACAAAAUGAAUUGAGAUGACAUUUGAUACAUCACGACGAUGUCACGAUCUUGUUGUAAUGUUACUCAUUGAAUUAAGUGAAGAAUGAACAAUCAAUAUUCGAUGAUAAUCCAAUUUUCAAUGAGACGCGCAUUAAUCGAUUAAUUGAUACGAAUUACUACCUAAAAAAAAAAGAUAACUCAUUCUCAAUAAUUGUCAUUUUCUAGUGAUCGUAGAGACGAUGAUUGUAGGGCCCAUUGAAGGAUGUGGUGCUAGAAGUUAAUUUUUUGAAUCUGAUUUAUCGAUGUAAUUUUAUAGUAACUAUUGAGGGUUUAUUACUAAAGCCUGUAAUUGCUGUUUGAGCAAGAGAAUGUUAACCGACUGCUGCCCUGUGCCUUUUUUCGUUUUCUUCCUCAAUUUAUUGGGGGUGAACUACCCUUUGUAUGAAAAUUAAAAAAGAAUUUUCUGUACUCUAAUGCAGUGAGAUAAUGAGCAAAGUACGUAGGAUAAAUAAUGAGAUAAAAGUGAAAAUAGUUAUUAUAUUGAAUGAUAAAUAAUUGUUACGAGGUGUUUUCUCAAUUAAAUCGGUUAAUCGAUAAUAUUAAUGAGAAUAAUCGUGGAAAAAUGCGGUGAAUCAAAGGUUUUUGUUAAUUAUAAGAUGUGAUGACAGACGCGGGGUGCUGCUGAGUCACGAUGACCAACAAUUUUCUAAGGUAAAUUAUUGAUAAAUUUAACGAGAAAGUGAAAUCAUGAUAAUGCGAAUGAAAUAAUAAUGCAAAAAAAACUUGUUACACCAUAUUUUAUUGUUUAGUUAUUUACAAUCUGUAUAAUAUCAAUUAUUAUUACGAUUAAAACUAUUUUGUAGAUAAUAUGCAAA